UGAGUGAGUGAGUAGCUUUGCAGCCUAAAUCCUGACCCCAUUGAAGCAUAACUCACCUUACAAAUCAAGCAACCUAACCUACUCACCAUCACCUUACUCUUUCUUUCCUCUUUUGCCCCAAACAACCAAACACACUCUUUUUUCACAUCACACAUUCCUCUUUUCCUCAUCACAAAUUCUCUCUCCCUUUUCAUCUUUUUCUUCACACAAACAAAAAAAAAAUGAACUUUGGAGACACCACCAACACCUUCACCCUCACCACCACCCCCACAAAACAGGAAACCAGUAACAACAUUCUUUCCUACUCAUCAUGCCUACAACCUACUAAUCUUCUUCCUACUCCUAAUUCUAUCCACAUCACCACGCCGCCACCGGACAGUUACGCCGCCGCUCACCGCCGCCAACUAUACGCCAGAGAAGGGUCUCACGUGCACUGGGACCCUCACCUCACGUGCUUGCAUCUUGGUAAGAGACAUUACUUUGAGGAUGUUACCAUCGAUGAUGUUAGUAAAUAUAAUAAUAAUGGUAAUAGUGUUGCCACUCUGGGGAAACCACACGUGUGCCGCGUUGGUGGUGGUGUUGUUAUUUCGGGGAGCCGACACGUGGGCGCUGACGAUGGUGAUAUCACACUGGGGAAUCGACACGUGUACGGCGGUGAUGGUGGUGCUGGUUACUUUUUACAGGGCAACGAUAAGAGAGCGCGGGGGUGUCAUGGAGGAGCUGCCGGUGGGGGUGGCGGUGGCGGGAGCGUGAAAACGGCGGCGUUAGGGAUGGUUCCGAGGUGUCAGGUGGAGGGGUGCCACGUGGCGUUGGUGAAUGCGAAAGAGUACCAUAGGAGACAUAGAGUUUGUGAUAUGCAUUCGAAGGCACCCAAAGUUGUGGUGUUGGGUUUGGAGCAGAGAUUCUGUCAGCAGUGUAGCAGGUUUCAUCUGGUAUCAGAGUUUGACGACUCAAAGAGAAGUUGCAGGAGAAGAUUAGCAGGCCAUAACGAAAGAAGAAGAAAAAGCUCUCACCUUUCUGUUACCAGAAGUUCUAGACAAGGGUGUGCUCUCUCUCUUCUGUCAUUUGAGAGCAGUGAUAAUUGGUGGUCUCAUUCUGAUCUCUCCACAAGAUGCAGUGCAGCAUUGCGUGAACUCAUAGCAGAAAACCGUGCUGCCCUAAUCACAAGACAACAACAGCAACAUGUUUAUGUUGUGCCCCACCAUGAUGAUGAUGCACUGGAUGAACUAGAGUUUGUGGAGAUACAACCUCAGUCCAAUUAUUUUCCUCAUCACAUGUUUUCCCAGACACAAGAAUAAUGAUUCUGUUCUGAUAUUGCUGCUGAGGUGACCCUGAAUCUGAUUUUGCAUGUUGAAAUGCAAGUCUGAGUCUAAUAAGUUUCACAAUAAGAGAAAAUAGUGUCGAUUUUUUAUAUAUUUGGCUCAAAUGUUAUUGGUAUUUGUACGUAAUCUUUUUCUCGAUC
Molecule: messenger RNA, 1462 nt
Organism: Vigna umbellata (rice bean)
Lineage: Eukaryota; Viridiplantae; Streptophyta; Magnoliopsida; Fabales; Fabaceae
Product: squamosa promoter-binding-like protein 7
Cellular component (GO): nucleus
Molecular function (GO): DNA binding
Source: RefSeq, a predicted model, not a curated record